Entamoeba invadens IP1 is the source of this 804-nucleotide messenger RNA. RefSeq lists its product as hypothetical. The coding region runs from base 1 to 804 and encodes 267 amino acids. The transcript has a single exon. Lineage: Eukaryota; Evosea; Mastigamoebida; Endamoebidae. The record is from RefSeq and is a predicted model, not a curated record.
AUGGGUGCGCUAGUUGUCAAACGGGGGUAUUUCCUCUCAAACGGUCGAUGCUCAAAGUGUUUCGAAACUUGUAUAAAGUGCACUUCAAUGAAGUAUUGUUCCGAGUGCUCAGACAAUUAUGUGAAUAUCGACUAUAAGUGUCAUCACUCUUCUACAAUUCAAUAUUGCACAGCUGCAACAAAUGAUCGAUGUACUAAAUGUAAAGGGUGGCAUGCACCUGAUGACAGUGGGUCUUUUUGCAAGACUGCAAUGCGCUAUGAUAUUAUAUUUGGGACAAUUGUAGGAUUUAUAGUAUUAAUAGUUUUUGUACUUGUAAUAGUAGUAGUGUUGUGUUACCAAAUUAAUCUUCACAACAAAGAAAAGAAAAAGAUGAUGAAUGUCUGUGUUUAUAAUAUGAAGAAAUCAAAUAUCCCUUUGCAAAAUCUUGGUGACUUUUUGUUGAGUAAUAAACAAAUUAUUACAUUUGGAGUACUCAAUGAAGACAGUUUGAUAGAAGUGAAUGAAGAGACGCGUGAACUGCUGUGUGUUGGAAAUAACACUAAUUACACAAUAAAAGUCCAAUUCAGUGUUGUCGACAAUUGCGACCAAUUUUUGAUACGAACUGAACCAACUUUAGUUACUCUUAAAAAGGGAUUUGCAUGUGAAUUUGAGAUCUUUAUUAAACCCAUUUGCAAGUGUGUUAUACAUUCAAAUAUUGUAGCCAUUGCACUCGACUUGGAAACAGGAAAACAAAUUGAUGAAAAAAUAGAAGUGAGUGCUGUGACAAAAAUGACGACGCGACUGGACUACACCGAGUUGAUAUAA